GUUGGUAUGAAACAAAUGGACCCAAAACCAGAAGUAAUAAACAAAUGAAAGAGUCAAAAACUCAAAUCGAAAUAGACUCCUUAAUAAAAUAAGGCGUGUUGGUGAACGGUUUGAAACGAAGGGUCCACUAGAUCAAAGUGGUCCCCAAAGCAACACAAAAAAAUAGUUUAAAAUGUUUUGUUACCUAUUGGUCAAUCGUUUAAAAAAGCACUUUCCUAGGUGGUGUGUGGGCUGACAGACACACGCCGCGUAAAACCACUCGCUCGCAUGAAAAUUUGCCAUUUUUGCAUGCAAAGUGUUUCAUAGACCCUAUCUAUCUUUAGCUAUAGCCACCGCCAUAUCAUCAUCUCUUUGAUCCCUUUCACGUUUCCAUCUCUUCUGUCUCAGUCUCCUUCUAUUACUCUAAGUCUUCCCAUUCUAUUUUUAUGCAAUUACAAAUACUUAAGUUUUUUUUGUUAUCAAUACUGAAAAUUACUCUAUUUGUUCAUCAGAUUUUUUUGUUUCAAACACAAAUCUCUUAAAAUCCCGAUAUUUUCUCUUGUUAACCCCAACUCUAACUAAACUAAUUAACAACCCUUUUACUAAUACUACCCAAAACCCUUCACCUCUUCAUCUUCCUCUGUUUUUUGAGUUAUGGCUCAGCAAAACGGCGAUUCUUUAUUUCCGUCGAUGCCGUUUGAUCCGUCAAUUUUUCAUUCAAGAAACACACCAUCCUCAUCCUCAUUAUCAUCUCUCCGUCACCCACACCAUCUUUUAUCUCAAACUUCCACUACCCAAAACCCUUAUUCUAAUACUCAAGACAUUGAAUCUUUAUUUUCUCGCCUUAAUGUCGACGCCCCCCUCGGGUCGGUUUUAAAUCGUCCAUUUAUGGGUACUCAGGCUUCUGGUGUUCAAGAUUAUGAUAUGGCACUACAGUUUAGUAACCUCAACCACUACAGCGGUGUAAAUUCUUCCGCGUAUCUUGGAUUACCGCCAGAUUACUGCUCUACAAGUACAAGCAGUAUUUUGGAAAAUUUUGUAAAUGAUUCAGUUCAGUUCCCCUGGAGAGGAGGUAUUAUUUCAAAUGGCUUGCCAUCGAAACCACCCCGAAAUUCUAGCAAGCCUUAUUGGUUACAGGAAGAGCCUUGUGGAUUGUCAGCUUUGGAGUAUAAUUAUAUGAGGGGUCCUUUGAGUUUGUAUUAUUUGAUGGGAAAUAUUGUGCGUUUAGCUAAGGAUCAAAAGCACUGUAGGUUAGUGCAGAAGGCUCUUGAUAAUGUAACACCUGAGGAAACUCAUAUGGUACUUUUAGAGAUUAUUGAUUCUAUAUGUGAAUUGAUGCCACACCCGUUUGGGAAUUUUGUUGUACAAAAGCUUGUUGAGGUGUGUACUGAGGAACAGAGGCUUAUGAUUUUGUUGGCAAUUACUGAAACUGAAAAGCAACUUUUUAGGAUUUGUCUCGACGUGCAUGGAACUCGCGCUUUAAUGAAGCUGUUGGAAAGCAUUGCCACCCAUCAAGGCUCUGUUACUUCUAGACAGCAAGUUUCUGUAGUUAUGUCAGCUAUAAGCAGAGAUGCAAUUGAUUUUGCUAAGGACACAAAUGGCCACCAUAUCAUCAAGUAUUGCUUGGACCAUUUCUUACCUGAAGACUACAAGUAUCUUCUGAGAGUGGUGGCACAUAGCUGCUUUGAUAUUGCAACAGAUAAAAGUGGAUGUUGUAUACUUCAGUACUGUGUUGAUCUCUCUUCAGGAGAUGCAAGAGACCUUCUGGUGGUUAAGAUUACAGAGAUCGCUCUCCCUCUAGCACAUGAUAGAUACGGCAACUAUGUAGUACAGCAUUUGUUAGGAUUGAGGAUCCCAGAAAUCACAGCAAGUCUUCUCAGACAACUUGAAGGGAGUUUUGUAGCUCUUGCGUGUGAUAAGUAUGGCAGCAAUGUUGUGGAGAAAUGCCUGGUCGAUUCAAGAGUGGAGCAAUCUACUCAAAUUGUUUUAGAGUUGCUUAGAAGUUCGAGUUUUCCAAUGCUAUUGGUGCAUCCGUAUGGGAACUUUGUUAUCCAGUCUGCACUUAAAAUAUCUAAGGGUCUAGUUCUGAGACUUUUGCUGAAAGUGAUUGGGCUAAACAUUCCCAGAAUGCGCAGCAACAUGUAUGGAAAAAAGGUAAUAUAUUGUCUCCAGAAAGAGAGGCUAAUACCUGAGAUAUGAACAUGUUUGAGGAAGAUGGAAGUUUUGAUGCACAGAUUACUACCAAUUUUAACUGCUGGGGCUUGUAUGAUUUUGUUGUUUGUGCUGUGUUCUUCAGCCCUUUUGGUGUAUUUGUAAUUUUGCCUCUUAUAAUUUUGAGCAUGUGAAAGAUGUAUCAUUUGAAAGAAGCCUCAGUAUGUACUUUUUUUGAGUUUUCUUGUAGCAUCAGUCAUAUACAAAGGGAUGAUACAAAGUGUCUUGAAACUGUACAUUGUUAUAUUAUCCCAUAUUUUGAUUGUAUAAUAUUAAUAACCCAUUAUUUUU
Mercurialis annua (annual mercury) is the source of this 2481-nucleotide messenger RNA. RefSeq names its product pumilio homolog 12-like. The transcript has 5 exons. NCBI's taxonomy places the organism in Eukaryota, Viridiplantae, Streptophyta, Magnoliopsida, Malpighiales, Euphorbiaceae. Gene Ontology annotation, cellular component: cytoplasm. The coding region runs from base 634 to 2178 and encodes 514 amino acids. Gene Ontology annotation, molecular function: mRNA binding. Gene Ontology annotation, biological process: post-transcriptional regulation of gene expression. The record is from RefSeq and is a predicted model, not a curated record.